AUGCCUCUUACUCGUUCGCAUCGAUCUACCCGCGCGGUCAACCGGGGUGGUGGUAUUCGACGACGCUUCUCUCGUGCUCGUAACACCCGACAGCAUCCUAUGGAUGCUCGUCACGGAAUUCGUCGACGUCUUGUGCGCAUCGCCCGUCGCCGACUCACUCGUCGUUUUUACCACUACCGUCGUUCCCCUCGUAACCACCAUGUCACACGCGACUGGAUGGUCCUCCCGGUCCUCAACCUUGCUCUUGAAAUGCGCGAGGCAGAAGAUCAAAUGCGCCGGCUAGUGUAG
This is a messenger RNA of Penicillium paradoxum, 288 nucleotides long. RefSeq lists its product as uncharacterized. The transcript has 3 exons. The record is from RefSeq and is a predicted model, not a curated record. Bases 1 to 288 code for a protein of 95 amino acids. Lineage: Eukaryota; Fungi; Ascomycota; Eurotiomycetes; Eurotiales; Aspergillaceae.